Molecule: messenger RNA, 780 nt
Organism: Daldinia childiae
Lineage: Eukaryota; Fungi; Ascomycota; Sordariomycetes; Xylariales; Hypoxylaceae
Exons: 1
Coding region: 1-780 (259 amino acids)
Source: RefSeq, a predicted model, not a curated record
AUGUCGGCCUGGUAUAGCAACCUUGUUGGCGCGACAACUUCGAAAAUAUCCAAUCUCCAACGAACGUUCCUUAGUAGCGAAGCCGACGGCGAUACCGAGGACGACACUCACGUGUGCAGAGUCCUCCGGUCUUAUUACACCGAGAAAGGCAAGCCGUUUCCUUCGUGGCUACCACCCGACCCUAAAGCGCCUCCUCCAGUUGCCGCAGUAUACGCGCAACCGUCACAAGUCGGUUCGAGAUAUGGUGGUCUUACCCAGCAACCCCAAGGCGGCUUAAGUUCGCUUUGGGAUAACAAUCCAGUAUCGCAACCGCAAGAUGCACAAAGUCUAAGGAGAGGCAGGGGCGCGCCGCCUGGUAUACGAAAUAAUGACCCUAGGAACAGUCCGUUCCGUAAUUCGGACCCCAUGGCUGGACGGGAAGAGGUAUCUGCAAGACCGUUGCCUAGCCAAAGAGCGGGAAGCUACCAGACUGCUGGAACAGCACCGCCUACCACCUCGUCCGGAGGUUCGGCACAGGAUAGACUGAAACAGCGACUGUUUGGUGGCUCGAGGACAACAAGUCCUGCAGCAACUGGACCUUUUCAACCCCCACCGCAGAAUAACUCUAGAGCAAACAAUAAUUACGGAAGUGGAGAUUACGAAGAUAGGUUUGCGCCUGGGGGUAUGUACGAUGGAGGUGCUAGGGGAGGUGGUCCUCCAUAUGACUCGGGAUCGGGAAGUGGAGGGAGACCCGGGGGCAGGCGGGUAGGAGGCCUACCGAGCGGGCCUAAGAUGAGAUGA